Messenger RNA from Apodemus sylvaticus (European woodmouse), 520 nucleotides. RefSeq names its product exosome complex component CSL4-like. Gene Ontology annotation, cellular component: nuclear exosome (RNase complex); cytoplasm. The coding region runs from base 38 to 460 and encodes 140 amino acids. Gene Ontology annotation, molecular function: RNA binding. Lineage: Eukaryota; Metazoa; Chordata; Mammalia; Rodentia; Muridae. Gene Ontology annotation, biological process: RNA processing. The record is from RefSeq and is a predicted model, not a curated record. The transcript has a single exon.
GUGAGGUACUGCAUCCCCGCUUCCUGUGGUGUCAGUAAUGAGAAAAACAGAGUCCCAGUUACUUCCAGAUGUGGGAGCUGAUGUCACUUGUAAGGUCUCUAGCAUCAACUCACAUUUUGCCAAAGUACACAUCCUGUAUGUGGGAUCCACACCGCUCAAGAAUGCUUUCCGAGGAACCAUCCGCAAGGAAGAUAUCCGGGCAACUGAAAAAGACAAGGUAGAAAUUUACAAGAGCUUCCAGCCAGGUGACAUAGUUUUGGCCAAAGUUAUCUCCCUAGGUGACACACAGUCCAAUUACCUGCUGACUACUGCUGAGAAUGAGUUAGGAGUUGUGGUGGCCCACAGUGAGUCGGGUGUCCAAAUGGUUCCCAUCAGCUGGUGUGAGAUGCAGUGCCCCAAAACCCACACUAAAGAAUUCCGAAAAGUAGCCAGAGUACAGCCCGAGUUCUUACAAACCUAAGCUUACUUUACCCCAAAGAGGAAUUCAACUGUUGCUAAAAGUACAUGUGUGGGAAAAAAA